Stylonychia lemnae is the source of this 999-nucleotide messenger RNA. NCBI's taxonomy places the organism in Eukaryota, Ciliophora, Spirotrichea, Sporadotrichida, Oxytrichidae. The record is from the annotation of a GenBank genome assembly.
AUGGGUACCUCUGCAAAGAAAGUUAGUUUGCUAUUUGAUACUGCCUAGGAUUGGUUAUCUGUUGAAUCUGCUGGGUGUAGAACAUGCGCUGGAUCCAACUACAAUAUUGGUAGCUCUUCAAAUUACAAACAAGCCUCUAAUAGGGCUAGUUAUCAUUUCUAUGGAACCUCUGGCUGGCUUGGAUAUAACUCGACUGAUGAAGUAUAUCUAGAUUCCACAAAAAGUAUCGGUAUUAGUGAUUUUCUUUGGUUCUUAGUAAUUGAUCAGUAAGGAAUAGGGAAAAUUAGCAACUAUAUGGUUUCAAUGAACUUAGGAAAUUAAGACUCUCAAAGUUUUGUUCAGAUUGGAGGUUAUUCUAAUUCAUAAAUGAGAGACCCCUCAAAAUUAAUUUGGAUUGAAUCAACUCUUGAUUUCUAUUGGACUGUGACAAUCAAUGGCUUCAAAACUACUAAAGGAGCAUUAUAUGCAAAUCAGCUUUUAUCAGUUUACACAUCCUCUCGAUUUAAAGGCAUAAUAGACUCUGGAUAGCCUCUUAUAUAUCUACCAAAGAGUAAUUCUUUAGGAAAGGUUUAUGCGUACUAUGAAAAUCUAUUUAUGGUUUCUUGUGAAACUUCAGGUUUUGAUCCCAUUUCAGUAUUGAUUAAUGGCAAUUGGUUUGAGAUUUCUCCAGAAACGUAUAUUGUAGAGGUAAAAGAAAGUCCAUAAAUCUGUGCUCUUGGAUUCUAAAUUAAUGGUGAUGAUGCUUUUAUUCUAGGAAAUGUAUUCUUAAGAAACUACUAUACUAUAUUUGAUUACUAAAACAAUAGAAUAGGGUUUUCUCCACAGAAAUUAUCUUAUAUUUCUGAUAUCAGUUUGUAUGAGAAUUAUAGUGGAAUAGGCUUUAUGAUUUUUACUGAAGAAUUCUUUUACAUUUGCGGUUGGAUAAUCAACAUAGUAUUUUUUAUAGCUCUUUUCUAUGGUCUAUUGUACCUUUUACAGUGGAUUAACAACAAAUAAUGA